Messenger RNA from Glycine soja, 958 nucleotides. RefSeq names its product non-symbiotic hemoglobin 1. The coding region runs from base 248 to 733 and encodes 161 amino acids. NCBI's taxonomy places the organism in Eukaryota, Viridiplantae, Streptophyta, Magnoliopsida, Fabales, Fabaceae. The record is from RefSeq and is a predicted model, not a curated record. Gene Ontology annotation, molecular function: heme binding; oxygen binding. The transcript has 4 exons.
UACUGUUUGGAUAUAUUCCACUAUUUAGAAAGCAAAAUGGACUACGAAAACUUGAGUAACAAGGUAAGCCACACAAAUGGGAAUGACUCCCCAUUACAAUGAAGGGCCAACUUCAUUUUCAAUGAAUCCCACUAUAAAAACUUUAGCAAUGCAAAAGCUAAAACAUCAACCAUUUCCUCAUCCACUUUCACUGGAAUCACAAUCCUGAAACAAAAACAUCUUAGCAUUUAACAUACUACUAGACAACAUGACCACCACAUUGGAAAGAGGUUUCUCGGAAGAGCAAGAAGCUCUGGUGGUGAAGUCAUGGAAUGUCAUGAAGAAGAAUUCUGGAGAGUUGGGUCUCAAGUUUUUCUUGAAAAUAUUUGAGAUUGCUCCAUCAGCUCAGAAAUUGUUCUCAUUCUUGAGAGAUUCAACGGUUCCUUUGGAGCAAAAUCCCAAGCUCAAGCCCCAUGCCGUGUCUGUCUUUGUAAUGACCUGUGAUUCAGCAGUUCAGCUGCGGAAGGCCGGGAAAGUCACUGUCAGAGAAUCAAACUUGAAAAAAUUAGGUGCUACCCAUUUUAGAACCGGCGUAGCAAACGAGCAUUUCGAGGUGACAAAGUUUGCACUGUUGGAGACCAUAAAAGAAGCUGUACCAGAAAUGUGGUCACCGGCUAUGAAGAAUGCAUGGGGAGAAGCUUAUGAUCAGCUGGUCGAUGCCAUUAAAUCUGAAAUGAAACCACCCUCCUCUUAGACUCCAGUUUAAGCAGUUCCUUUCCUUCCCUCUCAAUUCUCAAAUUGUUAUAUUAAUAAAAGUGAGAAAGUUUAGGCUUGUGCUUUUAUUUUGUGUGAAUGUAAUAUACUUUGUGUACGUAGACUUGGCUAUUGGGAGUUGCUAGGUUGGGAAGUGUUUCGCAUUCAACAAUUCUGUAGUUGAAGGUGAUUAAAUGAAUUAUAGCUAUUUGUUUCUUUAUACUUA